AUGAGAAUAUUUUCCCUUUUUGCAACAAAAGCAUUGUUCGCUACUUCUGAUGACUAUGAGAUUCCGCCAGGAGAAGGAGAUCUGGCGAACUUUAUGGAUCUGUACCAGAGAAUGAGAGCUGGGGGAAGCCUAUCUGAGUUUGCAAAAGAUUUCGUCGGUAACGAAGAGACAAAAUGUGAUGGGGAAUGGUCUGAUUGGAUGGAUGCUGACGAUCCUUCCGGGCUAGGUGAUCACGAGCCUUUGGCUAGAUUCGGGGUUAUCGGAUAUUCCGAUGAAGACAUCACUAUCCGUUAUUGCUGCAAACAGUCAACGCGAAAAGACCUUGUUCUCGUCACUGGAGCAUCGAGAUCGAUGAUCAAAGACAAUGAAUCUAUCAUUAACUGGCUGCUCUUUCAUGGAGAGGAGGUGCAGGAAUAUACGACAUUUUGGGUUGGGAUUUAUGACACUGGAAGUUUUCAAAAAUACUCCAAUGUUGAUGAGGUAAUUGGAGCUCUUAGAACAAUAAAUGGUCUCCUGGACCACUCACCCAGCUGCACCGUUAAAAUUUUCGACCUCAUUAUUAAAAUUUUGGAUGAGUCUAAUUUCCAAGCGAGAAUUUUCGGAUUUUUGGACAGAGAUAUCGAUAAGGGAAUCCACGAUGAACUCCUUAAUGCAAUGAUCAAAAAAAUUUGGCAAACACAGUCGACAAUGCAACUUUUUCAAACUGGCCGAUCUGAUCCUCUUUGUAGUUCUCAUUACGGAACAAAAUCAUGCUUUGGCCCGAGACCAAGUGACGAGCAAUUGGUGGAGCAGUUUGAGGCAAUGUCUAGCAACCUUAUUCUCGUUUCUAAUUCCGCUGAUUACUGCCAAGAAGAUGAAAAUAUAGAACCCGCGGAAGAUGUUCAAGAAUUUGUUCAAAUGAUUUCGAAGCCAGAUCUUCUCGCCCUCCUGAUUGAAACCCCGAUAAUUUGA
Molecule: messenger RNA, 951 nt
Organism: Oikopleura dioica
Lineage: Eukaryota; Metazoa; Chordata; Appendicularia; Copelata; Oikopleuridae
Source: the annotation of a GenBank genome assembly